CCGAUUCCAGUUAAAAACCAAAACCAGAAAAAUCGUUUUCGCCACUCUUGUCUCAAAUAUGUGGAAAAGAUCAGCUUCCUUCAUUCUUGAUCAAAGACAAGAAAAUAACAAACCCCCUUUAGAUUCAUCAUCAUCAAAUCAAAUGGCUGCUGAAAAAAACUCAAAAAUCUCAGCAUAUUAUCAAACAAGAUCAGCGCAUCAUGCUGUUGUAACAAGUGAUUGGUUAGCUCAAUCACAAGAAGCUGCGAUUGAAUUUGAUCCAUCUACUAAUGAUUACCUUAAAUCGAGUACUGGUAAUUCUGGGGAGAAACCCUUUAGUGUGAUUGAUGAGUUUAAUCACUGGAGACAAUUACCUGAAUUAGCUGAAGCUGUUGCUGCUAUUUUAGCUUUGGCAUCUGUUAUUCGGUUUAGUAAAGCUUCUACUAUUAUGGAACUUGAAAGAGAACUCAAAACUGCUUCUGAUUCUCUAAAGUCAUGGGAUACGACUUCCAUUUCUUUGACAGCUGGAUGUGACCUGUUCAUGCGAUAUGUAACCAGAACUUCAGCCUUGGAAUAUGAGGACUUUGAUGCUGCAAAAUUGCGGUUAAUUGAGCGUGCAGAGAAGUUCGGUGAGAUAUCUCGGAAGGCACGAAGAACCAUUGCUAUGCUUAGUCAAGACUUUAUCUUCGACGGGUGUACAAUCUUGGUGCAUGGAUAUUCUAGAGUUGUAGUGGAAGUUCUGAAGUUAGCUGCACAGAAUAAGAAACUGUUCCGAGUUUUAUGCACAGAGGGAAGACCUGACAGAACAGGCUUGCGGUUCUCAAAUGAGCUAGCGAAACUUGAUGUUCCGGUAAAGCUUCUUAUUGACUCUGCAGUUGCAUACACUAUGGAUGAGGUUGACAUGGUAUUUGUUGGGGCUGAUGGAGUGGUAGAAAGUGGAGGUAUAAUCAACAUGAUGGGAACAUACCAAAUUGCAUUGGUGGCUCACAGCAUGAACAAGCCAGUUUACGUUGCUGCUGAAAGUUACAAGUUUGCACGUCUCUAUCCUUUGGACCAGAAAGAUCUCACCCCUGCUUUGCGUCCAAUUGAUUUUGGGGUUCCUAUCCCGUCUGGGGUGGAAGUCGAAACUUCUGCCAGGGAUUAUACACCACCUCAGUACUUGACGCUUUUGUUCACAGAUCUUGGUGUUCUAACACCAUCUGUAGUCAGUGACGAGCUCAUUCAGCUGUACUUGUAGAUAGAAUUCAACUAUGGAGAAAUUUUAGUUCAACUAUUUGAGAAUCUAGUUGACAGAUUUUUGUUGUUUUGAGUUCUGACAAUAUGCAUCAUCUUGAAUUUUCUUCUGUAAGCGCUUGCCUUGUUUUUGACAAGAAUGUUUCCAACUUUCAUAUGUUCAUCUCUUUGUAAUGCAUACCUGUAUAGUGUUAUUGUUUUGACAUACUGGUGUUUGAGCUAUAUUUUUUGUGUGAGCAUGCUGCAUACAGAUGAAGAACUGAAAAAUGUAGAGAUUUUGCUUGACG
Molecule: messenger RNA, 1499 nt
Organism: Papaver somniferum (opium poppy)
Lineage: Eukaryota; Viridiplantae; Streptophyta; Magnoliopsida; Ranunculales; Papaveraceae
Product: translation initiation factor eIF-2B subunit alpha-like
Exons: 5
Coding region: 59-1216 (385 amino acids)
Biological process (GO): translational initiation
Cellular component (GO): eukaryotic translation initiation factor 2B complex
Molecular function (GO): guanyl-nucleotide exchange factor activity; translation initiation factor activity
Source: RefSeq, a predicted model, not a curated record